Juglans microcarpa x Juglans regia is the source of this 1435-nucleotide messenger RNA. Its product is annotated as transcription factor MYB24-like. The coding region runs from base 231 to 1322 and encodes 363 amino acids. The transcript is spliced from 3 exons. The record is from RefSeq and is a predicted model, not a curated record. Lineage: Eukaryota; Viridiplantae; Streptophyta; Magnoliopsida; Fagales; Juglandaceae.
GUACACCAUUGUACAGCUCCAUCAUUAAAUUCAUGCAUGGCCUCAUGAUCACCUCACUCCCAUAUCAAAUUAACAUCAUGUCUUCUGUUCUCCUGAUUUUUUAUCACUUCUUUCAAAACCUCGUCUAGGGCUAGAGCUAUGCCUUUCUCUGUGCUUUUCUCCCCGUUUUAAAUUAUUGAUCUUGAUCUGCCAUUGGCUGCACCACUGCUUUUAGAGAGAGGGAGAUCAGGAUGGGAUAUCACUCAUGCUGCAACAAGCAGAAGGUGAAGAGAGGGCUAUGGUCACCGGAAGAAGAUGAGAAACUCGUCAAUUACAUUUCAACCUAUGGCCAUGGUUGCUGGAGCUCUGUCCCAAAACAUGCCGGCCUGCAGAGAUGUGGAAAGAGCUGCAGAUUAAGAUGGAUAAACUAUCUCAGACCUGACUUAAAACGUGGGAGCUUCUCUCCUAAAGAAGCGGCCCUCAUCAUUGAACUCCAUAACAUUCUAGGAAACAGGUGGGCUCAGAUAGCCAAGCACCUACCAGGAAGAACAGAUAAUGAGGUUAAGAACUUCUGGAAUUCCAGCAUAAAGAAGAAGCUCAUCUCUCAAGAGGUUUCUCCUGCAGCUAUAACCAAUAACUUUCCCGAUACGUACUGUUAUCAUGGUAAUUCUGAUCAGGAAAGUUUCCUCUCUCUAAAUGCAAACCAUAGUUGGAUCCUUAGAUCUCAACAUGAACAGAACCAGCUAUACCCUCCCAUUCCAACCCCAUUGUUACAUGAGUUAGUAACCUUUGAUCAUGGAGAUCUAAAGUUAGAUCAGAACACCAAUUUUGGUGCCAACUUGAUUCAUGAUUUUCCUCCCCAAAUGGCACCACCAUCAAAAUCUUCCUCUAGUGACCCCCUAUGGUCCCAUCAACUCGAUCCAAGUCAAGAACAUAAGAAUUUCAGCAUAGGGGCAACAAGGCAUUAUCUCGAAGAUAACCUUAUAUUGGGUCCAACCAUCACAGCACCGCAUUAUGAUGAUCAUGAUGAGGAUUCGUUAACAGUGCCUGCUAUGCCAAAGCUUUGUGCGAUCACUAAUGGUGAUGUUUGUAGCAUGCCAUUUUCAUCUUCUUCGCAAGAUUGUGAAUUACUUGACCCACUUGCUAGAUCAGAACUUCCAUGUUUUCCAACUGCUGGUUCCAAUUAUCCACCUGAUCCAGUACACAUGAUGUCCAACCUUCAAAUGGAGUACAUCAACGCCAUCACGACACCAUCAUCUUCUCCAUCGGCAUGUUCCUUCUCACCAUUUUCAAGCGGCCAAUUUGUCACAAACGCUCAUUUUCCUCCAAGUUGGGACUCUUAAAGAUAUGGUACUUAAUUGGAGCUAUAUAGGUACCAUGUAUGCAUGCAUGUACAAUGCAUUUACACAAGAAGUAAUCGGGAUAUUGUCUAUGAUCAGUUCGAGUUGAUCAGUUA